AUGGAUCCAAUUUUUCACAGUGAUGCCGAUGGUAACUUCCUCCAAAUCGAUCCGUGGAGUGAAGGCAGCAUCCCCAAUUUGCCUGCCGAUACGUCAGAACAAUAUCGUCUUUGCGAUUCUUUCCAUCAUAACGUGUUUGACUUCGCAUCUUCGGACAGCACGACACAUACGACGCCAUUGUCUGUCUCCGGCUCCGUCGAUCAAGUAAAACAUCACGCCCUGCCAAUUCGCGACACUCGCGAUUCCAACAUCAUGUAUACACCUGCACCUUCAUCAGAACCGGAGACGACUCCUUUCCAAGACAAAGAUUCCAGAAAGCAGGAGACAGCAGCAACGGACUACUGGAGUGGAGCCAACCCAUUUUCAGAGACGGAAGAGGGAGGGUUUUCGCCAGCUGCAGACUUUGACGAGGGAAACAUGACUGUUCGCAUGAAUGGAGGCGUUGACUACAAAAGACCAAACAGUCCUUCACAAGUCGUCAAGGUCAAUCAUUCUCCUGAUCUGACAUCAAAUUGGACAUGGACUCACGUAUGGGAGACUUCAAAUGGGGAAAGUCUCGAGAAUCGGUGGGAGUCUCAACGGAAGCGGCCUCUCAUCGAGCCUGGCAACCAAGCGUGCGGAUGGAACUGCCCGAUCUGCAACCAACGACUGAAGCGACGAGACUACAUCAAACCACAUGUGAAGCGAAAGCAUCGCGAAUAUUAUGAUGCAGUCUACUGCACGCCGCGUUCCACCCCAGAGCGGUCAAUUGCUGCACCCGGAAAUUGCCCCUCUAAUCAUGAUGAUCAUUUGGCUUCUGGACUCCUCGAAGGUGAAGAAAGGCUGCCUCCAAUGGUCUUAUGGGACCCACAGUUGAACAUCCAGACCCCAGACUCGUUUCAGUCUGAUGUUGCUUUCCCAGAGGGUAGUAUAACGCCUCAGAAGAGGUCCCUCGACAGUAUUUCCUCAGAUGGUCGGGAUAUUUUAGAUGGCUCGGAAAACGAAUCAUGCUCACGCUUGAAGACCAGCCACGACAGUCGGGGGCGAUCACUAGCGUGCCCCUUCUACAAACACUACCCAUUUCAACACCGAAAGUGCUUGGCACUCUCGUUGCGACGGCCCAAGGAUGUGAAACAGCACAUCUAUCGGUCUCACACGAAGCCCGAGUUUUAUUGUGCCAGGUGCUACCAUAUUUUCCAUAGCGCCACAGAACGCGAUACACACUGGAGAGAGAGCUUGUGCGACAGGCUGGACAGCCCCACGUUGCUACAAUUCCAAGGCAUUACCGAGGACCAGAGGAAAAGGCUGAACGAGAAAUUACCCCGGGAAUUGGCCGUGGAGGACCAGUGGUUUCAGAUCUAUACCAUCAUUUUCCCCGACUGUGCGCUUCCAAGAUCGGCAUAUGUUGGCAAUUGCCUGGAGGAGAUGGUGCCUUUGCUUCGAGAGAAGUGGGAUACACAAGGCUACAAGAUCACGGCUCGGGCCGUGGGCGACUUGGGUCACGAUCAGCUGAGCUUUGCUAUGGACCUGUUCUUCAGAAGUCUAGAAGGCGAGGCGUUUGAACAUGAGACCGACGACAACUCGAUCUGCACAGUACCCGAGCAAUCUCAGAUGGAGGAUGAGGGCCCGCUGUCUAUAUGGUCUCUUUUAUCCGUGUAG
Molecule: messenger RNA, 1638 nt
Organism: Diaporthe citri
Lineage: Eukaryota; Fungi; Ascomycota; Sordariomycetes; Diaporthales; Diaporthaceae
Exons: 1
Coding region: 1-1638 (545 amino acids)
Source: RefSeq, a predicted model, not a curated record